Molecule: messenger RNA, 873 nt
Organism: Trypanosoma cruzi
Lineage: Eukaryota; Euglenozoa; Kinetoplastea; Trypanosomatida; Trypanosomatidae
Exons: 1
Coding region: 1-873 (290 amino acids)
Molecular function (GO): ubiquitin protein ligase activity
Source: RefSeq, a predicted model, not a curated record
AUGGAGGACAACAACGGUCCCAAGCGGGCGCGCAGUGAGGCGAUGGAGGAUACUUCCAGCAGGUCGACGACACCCCUGCAAGUGGAUCAGUCUACAACGCCCGAGGCGACCCCGGCACGUGACCCGUUGCUGGAGGAGCAGAUGGACCAACUCGGUGUGGAUGAGGACUUUAAGGCAUCUUUGCGUUGCAUGUCGCCGAAUACGCGAAGGGAUGUGAUGAACGAUAUUAUAAGGGGCCAGCAGCAGGAGCGGACCACGAUGGCGACCCCGUUUGGAUUGUUUUCUAUCCUGGGUGAAACCUCCAUUUUACCGCUUUUCAGUGGCGUAGAUGUGCGUCUCUCCGUAGAGGAGGAUUCGGAGGAUGAGCAGAGGGGAUCGGAUGGCUCGAGGGCGCACUCCUCGUCGCGGCGAAUGUCCCCAAGCAGUGGGGCCGAUGAUAGGUCUGAAAACUCGAGAAUGGAGACACCGGCGUUGCGAGAACAGGUUUUGCGCUCUCAGAUGCUUUACUUACUUCACAUCAUGCGCGGCUCUCACAUCGCUAACACCAUUUCUGAGGCCAUUGCGCAGCGGUCGCUGGGGAUCACGCAGGAUAUUGAUGACAUGUCGUAUGAGCAGCUUUUGGAACUUCAGGAGCGGAUUGGGUUUGUCAGCAAGGGUAUUACCAGGGAGCAGAUGCAGCAGUGCAUGCAAGAUGUGCCGUGGCCGAAGGAAGGCAGCUGUGUGGUGUGCCAGUCCGAAUGGCAAGAUGGCACAGAAGGCAACGAGCGGAGUGUAGAGCUGAAGGUGUGCCAUCACAUUUUCCACCAACGCUGCAUUGAGCAGUGGCUGGGGUCCAACAAGACAUGCCCGGUGUGCAAGAAGGACGUUGUGUGA